Molecule: messenger RNA, 897 nt
Organism: Echinostoma caproni
Lineage: Eukaryota; Metazoa; Platyhelminthes; Trematoda; Plagiorchiida; Echinostomatidae
Source: the annotation of a GenBank genome assembly
AUGGCCGUACCUCAGCCUGGUGUACAACACGAGUUGGAGAAACAGCUGAACUCCUAUAGAGAACUCAUUGGUCAUCUGAGGGCUCAUCUGUCAGCCAAUCCCAAAGCAAUGACUCUGCUAGCCAACACACCGUUUCAACCGGGCGGACAGUUGGAUUUGUUCGAUGAACCACCCCCACCUGGACAAAACUUCACUCUCGUUACUCCAAUUCAGAAUCAGAAGUUCUUCGCCAGUCCAUCCCCGGUGGAUCAUAUAGACCGGUCAAUACCAGGUGACGUGACACCCGGAGGAGCUAGUUUGAAGCAAAUCGAUGAACUCAAACGUCAAGUGAAUGCAGCGGAGAAAAAACUUAUGGAAACAGAUGAACAAAUGAAGAGAGAGAUUGAAGAUCGGGAAACCUUAGAAAGUGAAAAUAUGCAAUUACACAACCGCAUCGCCGCUUUGGAUCGCCAAUUGCGCAGAACUCAAGACGAAUUCGAUGAGGCAAUGACUCGUCGAGAUUUGGCCCACCAACGUAAAUUGAAGGAACUAAGUGAUCAGCUUGAGGAAGAAAUACGCAAAACAUCCCGACUAUCUACGCAAAACCGGGAUUUGGAAAUGCAGUUGACCGAAUUACGCAAUGUGGCCGAACCUGAUGAGGAUAUCUUCAAUGAUCAGUGGGAAUCGAUGCGAGCCAAACUACGGGCUGAUGUGAAUCACUAUAAACAAUCAUACGAACUACUCCAAGAAGAAUUCGAUCGAUUCCGGGCUCAAAAUGAUCCCGUUACCAUACAAGAACAGAAGCUAUCCAAAUAUCAGUCAAAACAACGGCGGAUUCUGGCGCACGAUCCAAGCAAAAUUUUGGAUCUACCCGACCUUGGUCGCCCUGCUGGACGCUCGGAAUGCCAGUCCUUCUGA